Molecule: messenger RNA, 1306 nt
Organism: Drosophila busckii
Lineage: Eukaryota; Metazoa; Arthropoda; Insecta; Diptera; Drosophilidae
Product: pyridoxal phosphate phosphatase
Exons: 4
Coding region: 371-1306 (311 amino acids)
Cellular component (GO): cytoplasm
Molecular function (GO): phosphatase activity
Source: RefSeq, a predicted model, not a curated record
GUGUGCCUUGUAAUGAGGGAAAAGUGAAAAAUGCUUCGCUAUAAUUUCAGUUAACUUGAUACAACGCAGACGCCUAGCAGAUUCACCAGGGGUGGAGAAUGAAUGGCAAUAAAGCGAUUACAGCUGCGUUUGCAGAACGAGAGAGCGCGCGCGAGAGUGAGAGCGAAAGAAAGUGGGAGAGCGUAAGCUUACAGCCCAGUUCAUGUUGCACUGUGGGUUCAGUUCAGCGUUAGUUGGGCGCUCAAUAUCGCAACGCGUCUGCGUUUUGAGGUGAUAAUUGUAUUUCACUAUAUGUAGACAAUGUUUAUAUGAUAAUCGAGACCGACCGACCGCAGCAUAUUAGUUGUUCAACAGACGUGCCAACCACAAGAUGUCGUCUAGCAAACCAAGGCAUAUACUCUCUUUGACUGCGGAGGAGCGUCGCUGCUUUGUGGAUUCGUUUUCACAUGUCUAUAGCGAUAUCGACGGCGUUGUCUGGAAUGUGGACGUCAUUAUACCACAGGCGAGCGCAGCCUUUGUGGCGCUGGAGCGUGCCGGCAAAGCAAUCACAUUUGUGAGCAACAACAGCACACGCACGGCCAGGGCUGCAGUGCGUCAGUUUGCCAAAACGGGCUUGGAAAUUAGCGAGGAUCAGGUGUGGCAUCCAGCACGCACGCUUGUCUACUAUCUGCGCAGCAUUCAGUUCGAGGGACCCAUCUAUAUUAUAGCAUCGCCACCGUUUAAGCAACUGGUGCGAGAUGCAGGCUUCCAGCUAAUCGAUGGUCCCGAUGGACGCAUUGAGGACGACUUUGAGUCCUUGGUAUCGCGCCUGUUUGACGUUCAGCCCGUGCGUGCUGUCGUCUUUGACAUGGACCUCAAUCUGAACGCCGUCAAAAUGCAGCGUGCUUAUCUCUAUCUGCGCCAGCCCGACUGUCAGCUGUUCACCUGUGCCACCGAUCACAAGCUGCCCUUUAUCAAGGACAUCACCAUACUUGGUCCUGGUCACUUCUCUGACAUACUAGUCAAAUCCACCGGCAAGCAGGGCCAAACGGUGGGCAAGCCUAGUCGCAUCUUGGGCGACAUGCUUAUGCAGCAGCAUAAGAUCGAGGAUCCCAAGCGUGUGCUCAUGAUUGGUGACAUGCUGCAGCAGGAUAUUCACUUUGGUCACACCUGUGGCUUCCAAACUCUGCUGGUGCUAAGCGGCGGCUGCUCCUUGGCCCAACUAGAGGCGGAAACCAGCCCCGCACACAUGCCCGACUACUAUGCCGAUAGCAUGGCAGACUUUCUGCAAUUGCUGGCGGAGACGCCAGCCAAGGCGCACUUCUAA